AUGCAUACUAUGUCACUUAGUGAUCAGUUGAAUAAUGUAUUGGUGCCAAAGGCGACUGAGUGCAGUAAUGCGGCCUUAGGUGUUGAUCUUGCGAAUUCACAGUUAGAUGACAUUCUUAGUAAUAAAUUAACGCUUUCCGUAGAGUUGGUGACGCAGGCCGUAGAAACGUUCCAAUCAUCCUGCGACGACAGGCAGGUGAAGCAAUGGGCUGACAAUGUCGACAAGGCAUUGUUGCAGCAGAAGGAGAAGAUUAAUAAAGCUGUUGAGACAGAAUCUAGAAGGGUGCACGAACGGUUGGAAAACGGGCGCAAAGCAAUAGAACAAAGUCUUGAGAACCUGAUAAAUGAAAAACAAAAACACAUAAAGGCCAUCAAGCAGGCUGCACAGGACGCUAAAGAAGAUGUUGCUGAGUUGCUUGGUGACUCCAGCCAGAACUUUAAGGCACAUUAUAUAGAUGUUAUUACUUCAAAAUUCGACGGCCUGCAACAAAAAGCUGCAGCUCUUAAAGCGAGCAAGCCCGGUGCAGGCAUAGAUGAAAACAGUAAAUGCCAACUUGAGAGGGAGGUUGACGCCAUUGAGAGAGCUGUUGAGAAAUUGGAGAAGUUGUAUCAGGAAAAAUUGGUGGAUGUCAAAAAGAAAGUUGAUAAGGCGGUUGGUCUAACUGAUAAUGAGCCUGGUAGUGUGUUGGCGGCGCUAACGGCCUUAGACGACUCAGUGAAAAAAGAUUUGCGUACGCUUAGGGAGAGUAUUAAAGGCCAAUUAGAAACGCUUGGUGAGCGGGUGUGGAGCGGUAUUAUGAAGUCGGCGGGGGAGGCGAAAGACCCUUGGACUCAGAUUAAAAGUGGUUCCACUUUUGAAUAUGCAGGUGUAAAGACGCUUGGGGAAUCUCUAAAUGAAGAUAAGCUUAAAAACGUGUUUGGAACUCUGCCUGACAAACUUUCUCAACUCUCAGCUGGUCAAACCAAAAGUAACAAUUCCAUUUUUGCAGGUACUCUAGAAAAUCUUCUAAAGCGUCUUGACGAAGCUCAGAAUGGCAAGCUGCCUCAUGGUGGAUCCAUUGAUAAGCCAACCUUCGAAGAGCUGCAAACCUCCCUCAAAAGGGCGGUGUCCCACGCCGUCGACAAAGUGCUCAAAGACGUUGUUGGAGAGGAUGACAUAAAUGGCAAAACUGAUCGUGUAAAUAAGCCAUUUGAUCCUGUUUUCAUGAACGAAUACAAUGAGCAGACCAAAAAUGGAAAUGGAGGCGAUGGUGUGCUGAGAGGUUUGAUUAAGGGGAUUGCUACAAAAUUUGGUAAUGGCUUUAAGAAUUCUGGAGACCAUACAGAAAUAGAUCUCGCUACUCUUGACGGCUACAAUACUCAACGAUCCGGUAGCGGCGACGGCACAAAGACCACUUACUACCGGGUAAUGCAGAAACUGUCGGAAUCAAUCAACGAUCUUGAGAAUUUGCCAACAGCAAUAGAUAAUGCUAAAGGAGAAUCGGCGAGAAAGAUGGAGAAAUUGAAGCAAGAAUUUCAAACGCUGCAGAGCGAUGUUAUAAAUAUUGAACGGGUAGUAAUUACGGCCAACCAGCAAUUAAGUGAAUACAUUUCUUCCGUCGGUGUCGCUUUAACAACCGCGCAUCAGCAGGCUACUCAAGCUGUUAAAGCUCUUGAAUCAACAGUAACCCGUACAGUCUCCUCUGCCUUCUCCACCCUCACCGCCCAAGUCCACUCCCUCUUCGCGAAGCAGAAGCAGGCCGAGCUCACGCAGCUGCAUACCGUCGUCACGGCGCAGUUGAGGGAGAUUAAUGAGAUCAUUCGACUUGACUCCAUAAAUGGAUUAAAAGGGUUGCUAACGCGAUUAAAUGAAGGAUUUGAUGAGACCUUACAGAUUACAACGCUGGAAGAUGAUACGAAAUUAGAUGGGUUGGCCAGCAAGGCUAAAUUGUUUUUACAAGUUUUAUUAAACUAUAUUGAAGAGCAAGUCAAGACCCAACGUGCUAACCAAAAGGCUGGCCAAAGCCCUACCCUAGAGCCUAACGAACAGUCUGACCAAGUUGCCAAAAUUCGCGACGAUAUCAUCACAUUACUCCAACCACUUACUCAUUUCAAUAAGACAUCCAGUGGUCACCUAGCGGCACUUAAACAAUCACUUGGUAAUUUAGUACCUGAUAAGUUCGACGGUAACAAUAACAAAUUGCUUGACCUAAUUAAUGAUGGCGUGGGCGGCUUUGUUAAGCAGUUGGAGUACGGUUAUGUGAGCGCUUACUCCGAACAUACAAUCAUUUGGGAGAGGUAUCCUACUCCCAAAUCCGGAAGUAAAUUCACUGAUGACGCAAUGAGUUGCGCAAAUGUUUUACUUAGUAUUAUUUCCAUGUUGUAUGCAUAUUUGAACAAUAUUAGAUUGCAAUGUGAUGAUAAAUGCAAGAGUGACGGUAUCAAUCUAAACAGUGAGCUAGGUAUAUACCUCGACUCGUGUGGUUAUUCUGUAGCUUCCGAUGAGGACUCACAGAACGGGUGGCUGAAUAAUAAGAAUGAUUUCACAGGUGCAAACGUUUCCAAUAAGCUUAAAGAUAACAGUAUAUUGACUGCGCUGCCUGGCAUUCAUGAUAUAUUUAAAUGUUAUAUGCGCGUUUGCCAUCUAAUUAUUCCACCUAAACAGCGAUAUCCCUGUAGCGUCAGAGAUAUGCUGGCAUGGCUGGGUGGCUUGCCCUACCGGUCUGUUUACGAAAAAAUACAAGACCAUUGUGAGGCUGCGUAUAAGGCAGAAGAAGAUGGUGGCCUUAAGUAUUGCAUUUCCAGCAUUCCAAACGCACUCCGCCUUGUGUGCUACAAAUCGAAUUCCUUGCUCACUGGCAUUCAAGGCCACGGACACGGCGCUCCGAAUGCCGACUAUCCUUACGCCUGUAAAUUCUUUGACAACUCUCGAGGCUUCAAUUAUCCGUCCGAUAUCCCCAGCCUAUUUGAUACACUAGCAGAUAUAUGCAGGCGUUUGUUAUGCUCGCUUUACUUUUUGUCAUCCCAAUGCAAAUUCACCACAUCCCAGGGUAACGGGUGGGCCGACUGCCAAUAUGGCAGAACUAUCGCAUCGGCAAACUGGCAAUGUAAGGACCACCCAAGGGGCAAAGCAAAUGAGCAACCAAAUGGUCAACCAAAUAGUGAAGUAAAUUGCCAACCAACGUCCCCGCUUCAGUCCUACCUAAGCGACUGCCUUACCGGUUUCCUACCACAUAUGUUAACAUCUGUCGGCUGUAAAUCUGUAUGUUCCACCUGUAAAAAUGCCUCUCCAGGCCAACCAUGUAUUACACCAAUGGGCUUCUGGGAUUUGACUACUGCGGCAUCGAAGUCCGGCCGAGGAUUCGCCUUUACCGUUGCUAGUGAGGUCGCUGCAAAUAUUGUUACAACGCGUGCCGUCGACGCUUCCAGAAAUUCUUUCCUUUUUCUGCAGGUUAACGCUUACGUGGAAUGA
Babesia ovata is the source of this 3450-nucleotide messenger RNA. RefSeq lists its product as uncharacterized. The record is from RefSeq and is a predicted model, not a curated record. NCBI's taxonomy places the organism in Eukaryota, Apicomplexa, Aconoidasida, Piroplasmida, Babesiidae. The coding region runs from base 1 to 3450 and encodes 1149 amino acids. The transcript has 2 exons.